Messenger RNA from Chironomus riparius, 6236 nucleotides. The record is from the annotation of a GenBank genome assembly. Lineage: Eukaryota; Metazoa; Arthropoda; Insecta; Diptera; Chironomidae.
AGUACGAAUCCAGCAUCCGACUAGAAUAGUAAAAUCGAAAAGUCAAAAGCAGGCAAUUUUCACAGAGUGAAUAAAAAGUCUGAGUGAAAAAAUUUUUCAUCUGACAAAAAACGGAAUUAAAUUGUGAAAUUUAGUGAAUUUAAUAAUGUGCUAGUAAUAGUGAAUGCAUUAAACUGUUAAGUAAAAUGAUAACAAAAGUGAUUGUGAUAAUUUUAGUUUGUUUAAAAUUUGAUUUUAUUCAUCCACUGCCUGAUAUUAUUCGCAUUGGCGGUUUAUUUUCACCAUUACCCUCAAACGACGAUCAUCAAACAACUGAUCCACAAGAGAUUGCAUUCAAGUAUGCUGUAGAAAAAAUCAAUGCAGACAAUAAAAUUUUACCACGCUCCAAGCUCCACGCUGAGAUUGAGAGAAUUUUACCGCAAGAUAGCUUUCAUGCAUCAAAGCGUGUUUGUCAUUUAAUGAAAACGGGCGUUGCGGCAAUUUUUGGACCACAAUCAUCACAUACAGCAUCUCAUGUGCAGAGCAUUUGUGAUACAAUGGAGAUUCCACAUUUGGAAACAAGAUGGGAUUAUCGACUGAGACGUGAGAGCUGUUUAGUAAAUCUCUACCCACACCCAUCGACGUUAUCGAAAGCUUAUGUUGAUUUGGUUAAUGCAUGGAAAUGGAAGUCAUUUACAAUAGUUUAUGAGACAAAUGAGGGCUUAGUGAGAUUGCAGGAGCUUCUUAAAGCUCAUGGGCCUUCUGAAUUUCCGAUAACUGUCAGACAAUUGAGUGAUUCUGGAGACUAUAGGCCACUACUUAAGCAAAUAAAGAAUUCAGCAGAAUCACGAAUUGUCCUUGACUGUACAACUGAAAAGAUUUACGAGGUUUUAAAACAAGCGCAACAGAUUGGCAUGAUGAGUGACUAUCAUAGCUAUUUAAUAACAUCGCUUGAUUUAAAUACAGUCAAUUUAGAACCAUUCCAAUACGGUGGUACAAAUAUAACAGCAUUUCGUCUCGUAAAUCCCGAUAAUCCACUUGUACGCCAAACGGUUAAAAACUGGACCGCAAUUGAUGCAAAAAUGAAUGGAGGAAAGAAAGUAAAUUUGUAUGACAAUACAUCUACCAUAAAAGCCGAAACAGCAUUAAUGUAUGAUGCUGUCCAUUUGUUUGCGAAGGCACUUCAUGAUCUCGACUCGAGUCAACAGAUUGACAUUCAUCCAUUAUCGUGUGAUAAUCAAGACACAUGGCCGCAUGGAUAUAGUCUCAUCAACUACAUGAAAAUUGUCGAAAUGCGUGGACUAACGGAUGUCAUAAAGUUUGAUCAUCAAGGCUUUCGUACGGAUUUCAUAUUGGAUAUAAUAGAGCUUUCACCACUUGGCUUGAGGAAAGUAGGCACAUGGAAUUCAACACAAGGUGUUAAUCUCACGAGAACGUACGGAGACCAACAGAAAGAGAUAAAAGAGAUAUUAGCCAAUAGAACUUUAGUAGUGUCGACAAUUUUAAGCAGUCCUUAUUGUAUGAGGAAAGAGGCAGAAAAUCGUCUAACAGGAAAUGACCAGUUUGAAGGUUAUGCUAUCGAUCUCAUUCAUGAAAUCUCAAGAAUACUCGGCUUCAACUUUACAAUACGACUGGCUCCAGACGGACGAUAUGGAAGUUAUAAUCAUAAUACCGGCGAAUGGGAUGGUAUGAUAAAGGAACUUUUGGAUCAACGUGCUGAUGUAGCUAUAGCAGAUCUUACAAUAACUUAUCAGCGUGAGCAGGUGGUCGAUUUUACAAUGCCAUUUAUGAAUCUUGGGAUUUCGGUUCUGUAUAGAAAGCCGAUAAAGCAACCGCCAAAUCUCUUUUCGUUCCUGUCUCCACUUUCACUUGAUGUUUGGUGCUAUAUGGCGACUGCAUAUCUCGGUGUAUCCAUCCUUCUGUUUAUAUUAGCCAGAUUUUCGCCUUAUGAAUGGGAAAUACCGCAUAUAUGCCAAAAGGAUUGCGAAGGGAUCUUAAUAAAUCAAUUCUCAUUGCUUAACAGUCUAUGGUUCACAAUAGGCUCGCUCAUGCAGCAAGGCUCAGAUUUAAGUCCGAAAGCAUUAUCAACGAGAAUGGUUGCGACGAUGUGGUGGUUCUUUAGUUUAAUCAUGAUAUCAUCAUACACUGCCAACUUGGCUGCAUUUUUGACAGUUGAACGCAUGGACUCACCCAUUGAAAGUGCAGAGGAUCUUGCCAAACAGACGAAAAUUAAGUACGGAGCCUUGCAAGGCGGUACGACGGUAGCAUUCUUCAGGGACUCAAACUUCUCAACAUAUCAGAAAAUGUGGUCCUUCAUGGAAUCACAACGACCUUCAGUAUUCACUGCAACAAAUUUCGAGGGAGUUGAGCGAGUAAAGAAGGGUCGUGGUAGCUAUGCAUACCUAAUGGAAUCAACAUCAAUAGAAUAUACGAUUGAAAGAAAUUGUGACUUAACGCAAAUUGGUGGGAUGCUUGACUCAAAAGGUUAUGGAAUUGCGAUGCCACAGGGAUCACCAUAUAGAACAUUAAUCAGCGGUGCUGUGCUCAAAUUACAGGAGGAAGGAAGGCUCCAUCUGCUGAAAACGAAAUGGUGGAAGGAAAAACGUGGUGGUGGUGCAUGUCGUGACGAAACUUCUAAAACUACCUCGACAGCCAAUGAAUUAGGAUUAGCAAACGUGGGCGGUGUGUUUGUUGUCCUGAUGGGUGGAAUGGGUAUUGCCUGUGUCAUAGCUGUAUGUGAAUUUGUCUGGAAGUCCAGAAAGGUGGCAAUCGAGGAGAAGAACAACUAGGAUUCAAUUAGCGACCCUGAUUUGAUUUCCAUAAUGACAAAAUGAUUUUCCUGAAUUUUUUUAUUUGAUCGCAAAAAUUCCCUUAAUUUUUUUUAUGCAUAAACAGCAAUCAAGUGUCGAUUGUAUUGUUGAUUAGAUAUUUACUUUAUUAAAAACGUUUUAUUUUACGUUAAAAUGUUGUUGAAUUUUAGUGAAAUUGAAAUUUUGUACUUCCUUUAUGAAACUUUAUUGCAUAUUUAAAAAAAAAAAAACAAAAUAAUAAUCAAAUGUUUGUGAAGAAUUAUUGAAAAUAUAUUUUGUCGAUAAUUAUUUCAUCUCUUUUCAACAUUCUGUGCAUUCGAUUUAAUAACUUUUUUAUGGAAAUCUAUUAGGAGAUAAGCUUAUGUUCUGAGAUGGCUUCAGAGCUUCGAUUUGCUUUUAAAUGUAGUUCUGGUUCAAAGCAACGACAACAAAGAAGCAAUCAAGAAGGUUCAUCUCCAAAUAAUGUGUCUGAUAUAUCAGAUCGCUUCCAUCCAUUAGGACCACCAUAUUCACAAUAUGAAUUCGAUUCAAAUAAGGGCCAUGGAAUACCAUAAAGCUCUCGUGCUCAAAUUUUUUAUUAACAUUUUUUAAAGUAUCAAAAAAUAAAAUCUUAGGAUAAAAAUUUAGAUUUGCUGAAUGUAAGCGUGUCUGUUUGUUACUGUACACAAAAAAAGAUCCAUUCGGAUUUCAACAAGCCUUUUUUUAAACAACGCAGCCUAAAACUUAUCUGAUUCAAUUCCUGUUUUCUCGAAUUGAUUUUUCCGUACUUUUUACAUAUUUUAUUUAUGUGAGUUUAUUAUCCACACUGAAAACAUUCAAGAAAUAACAAGAGAAAAACUCGACAAGCCCAUAAAUGCAUGAAUGUAGCAGAAUGUACUCAUAAAACAACCUUAUCAACAUGUCAUUAUGUUGGUACCCUUCCCAGAAGAAAAAUAGGAACUGAUGUGGAAUAAAUUUAUUAUAUAAAUUGAAGGACUUCUGGUUCUGUUUUCAAUGUUGCAACCUUAAAAUUGGCAAAUUAAAAUCAUGUGUCAGUUACUGAAUAUUUUCAAUCAUGUUCAAAACUCUCUGUAAAUGUGCGAAAAAAAACCCACAGCACAACAAACUAUAAGAAAACAAAUCAAAGAAUUCCAAACUCUUAUUCAACAAAAUUUUCAAACAAAAGAACUUACAUCGAAGUGAAACAAUUCCUUCUUUAUUACAUCCUUUAUGAAAUAUCCAAAAGAAUUUUUCCUAUACAUGAAGGAUAAAUAUUUCAACUAAUACUUACUUUGAAGUCAAAGAAGAAAGGAAUGCAAUUCAAGAAGUAAAAUUUCUUAGCUAUAAACAAUUCUGAGAGAAAAAUUGAUGUCUUGAAAGAUAGGAGCCGUCGAUAGAUAGUUGAGUGAUUGACAUUAUUGCAUGGAAAACGUGAUGAUUGAUAUUUUGGCUGCUGUGUAAAUUGUCUUAUUUCCAUCGCACAUGUUAUGUUAAAAGGUUGUAAAAACUGAGUUUUUUUACAUUCUACAUCCGUUCUUACUUAUACUUGAUGAAAUUUUAUUUUUUUUUAUGGAUUUUUAAAUGCAGAGAGCUACCGAUGGCAUUUCAAAAUUACUCAAAAAUGUAAAAUUUUCAUUGAAAAUUUGUCGAUUAACGUCAUAAAAAAAAUUUAAAAAUAAAAAUAUAUAUGGGAUGGAUGUCACGUACCCCAUAUCAAACUUGUUCAACAACUAAUAGUGUAUUUUAAGGGUAAAAAUAUUAAGACUACCCAUACCUCUAUCCCACAAUUUUUCUACAAAAUAAUAACUUUUAAAAAUCAUAAAAAAUUCAUAAAAAUAAGAAAUUUAAGGUUUGGUACUCGAAAUCAAUUUGAUAUAAAAUUCUAAAUUUCAAAUUGAUUUUUAAAGGAUUAACCUGCCAAAACAAUCUCAUUUCUAAAGCCAAAUAACGAUAAUGUUAAUAAAUCAUUUUAAAAAUGAUACUUAAUAUUUUAAGAUGAAGGAAUUUAAGUUCUUAGUUAAACAAUGACAAGAUGAAGAGCUUUUUAUAGUGAAAUAUCAAAUUAAUUCUUCAAACUUGGUUGUUUUUAUUUUAUAAGUAGUUCAAAUUUUUUACUUAAAACUUCCACUUUAAGUAAUGAGAUAUUUUCUAGAUAAAUUUAUUUAACAUAAUGUUUGAAAACUUUUCUGUCGUUUAUUUGACGUAAUUUUGAGCAAAUAUUAAUUCAAGUUGAGACUUUUGAUUAUGAUGAAGCGGAUGAAGGAUUUUUUUGCUAGUUAAAAGAUAACGAGCUAACAAAGAUUUCUCUAGCAGUGAGAUUGAAAAUUCAUCGGGGGAGGAGCGGGGUCAAUAACGUAAACUUAAUAUUAAAAGUAGAUUUUAAUUUAAUUUUUGUUAUGAUUAAGGUUAAAAACUUUAUUGACACAUAAUUAUUUAUUAUGUUGCCCCUCAAACAAUUCUCAAAAAACAAUUUGCGUUCUUUGGAAAAAAAUGAAUAAAUUUUUAUUAAGAAAAUAAUCAUUAGUCAAUAUAACCAUUAACAUUUAAAUAAUAAAAUGACAUGAAAACAUCUUUGUAACUUUCAGUAAUAAAAAGUAAAUAUUCUUUCUGUAAAAUUGCCAAAUUAAUAUUAAGAAAAAUUUUUUCGAUAAAUUCAUAAGCAAAAGUAAUGAUAAGAAAAACAAAAUUGUAUAUAAUAGAAAAUAUGAAACUUUUUUAUCACUUCCACGUAUAUAAGAAGGAAAAGAAUUUUUAUUAGUUUUUAUCGCAAGAUUUUUUCCUCUUUUUCCGAUUUGACUUUAUUGUCCAUACAUAAUAAUGAUAAGGAAAAAAAGAAUGAGAAUCAAAUUAUAGGCGAUAAUAUCCAAUAAUAAAAUAAUGAUAAAAAUAAAGAAAUGAGACGAUUAAAGAUGUUCAAUGUUGAAAAAGAAAGUUACAAAUUCUUUUUUUAUUGAUUUUAUUUUUGCAGGAUUGUCUUACUUCACUCCACGAUAAACUUUAAAAGUCAUUCUAAACUUCGUUCAGAACACUUAAAAUCUUGAGGUAAAAAUUUCCAAAAUAAAAUUAAAUCCCUUGUUUCUCUGUGACUUAAAGUGAAUAGUUGUGUGAUUAAAUCCUGGUCCACCAGCAUACAACUGUGCAUAACCGCCUUUAUUUUCAUGCAUUUGAUCCGUGAUUCUUAUAGCUGUGAUUGUUCGGUUAUUUUUUUGAUACUGUUGUGGAAAUUCAACAUCAAGUGUUGCAACUUGUAGAAAGGAUGAUGAUUUUUUGACAAUAUCAUGAAACAGAAGCACGUCGUAUGGUCCAACUGUUCCCCAUGUCAUGUUCGUUGAUGUUGUCAAUCCCAGCAAGGAUAUAAAAAUUGUCGCAAUAAGUAUUAAAGUCUUCAUUUUUUUCUGAAUGAUUUUUGUUCUCUUUUUUUUGUAUAUUGCACUUAAUGGAAGUAAACAACUGAAUGAAAGUGGAAAA